Amphimedon queenslandica is the source of this 1462-nucleotide messenger RNA. RefSeq names its product major surface-labeled trophozoite antigen 417-like. The transcript is spliced from 15 exons. The coding region runs from base 86 to 1387 and encodes 433 amino acids. The record is from RefSeq and is a predicted model, not a curated record. NCBI's taxonomy places the organism in Eukaryota, Metazoa, Porifera, Demospongiae, Haplosclerida, Niphatidae.
UUUGCCUUACAAGGUCUUCAUAAAGGCGUGACCAUUUGCAUGAUAGAGGAGCCUGGCUAGCCUCUCUUUUCUCCUCCAGCGAGACAUGCAAUACAGACAUCACGUCCUUGUAGCACUGCUGGUAGUGCUGUCUUGCUUUUGGGGAGGAUCCACUUCCCUGGAUGAGAACGACAUAGAAGAAUGCGUCGACUGUCCUGCUGGAACAUAUGCUGACACAACUACUGAUGGCUGCAAGGAGUGUAAAACAGGUCAAUGCAAUGGUACUGAUGCAUGCACGGAUUGUCCCAAAGGACAGUACAGUGAUCAGGAAGGACAGGAGAGUUGCAAACUGUGUGAUAAAGGAUACUUUGCUGGUGUUCCUGGUCUUACAAAAUGUCAAGCUUGUGAUCCAGGAUCAUUCACAAACGAAACCGGUCAAUCACAAUGCAUUCAUUGUGAACCUGGAUCUUUUGCUGCUGGUAUUAAUAAUACAGGGUGUACAGCUUGUCCUGAAGGACAUAACCAAACAUUGAGAGGUCAAGCUGAAUGUAAGCCGUGUCCAGUUGGAACUAUCUGCAAGAAUGGUGGCUGUGGUCAAUGCAAUAACUGUAGCACUGGUCAUUAUCAAGAUGAAAUCGGUCAAACGGAUUGCCUAGAGUGUGACAAGGGAACUUUUGCCAAUGUCACUGGAAGUCGACUCUGUCUUCCUUGUGCUACAGGGAGUGUUUGCAAUGAGACCAGUUGUGUGAAUUGUUGGCCUUGUGAUCCAGGAACUGUCUCAAAAAUUGGUGAAAACUGUAGCUCAUGCCAGCCAGGAAAGUAUGCGGAGAGAGGAUGGGGCACAUGUAGAGACUGCCCUGAUGGUAAAAUAUGCAAUGAAUUAGGUUGUUCCUCUUGUGAAAGUUGUUCAAUUGGUUACGAACCUGAAGAUCCUAUGAACUGCCGGUCUUGCAAACCAGGUUACUUUAAAAACUCUUCAAUGGUAAACUGCUCGCUCUGUGCCUCUGGAUAUUAUCAGUUACUCUCAGCUCAAAAUAAUUGCACUCUAUGUCCUGCUGGACACUACUGCCCUAAUCCAUCCAGUAAACCAAUAAAAUGCAACGGGACUCAAUUCUGUCCUGCAGGCUCUGUUGAUCCUAGUCAUUGCCUCACUGCUUUGUUUUCAGUAGAUGAUGAUCACACUGUUUGCAAUCCAACUGUCUGGUUUUGGGUGCUUGUAUCAAUUGGUAUUGCCGUUUUUAUUGGCAUACUAGCAAUUGUUAUUGCUGUACUGUAUAAAAACAUAUGGAAGCCAAGCAGAAGGAGCAUGCCUGUGGAGAAGAUGCCUCUGGUCUCACCAAGCAAAAAAGGGAUGUUACAUAGAAGCGACAGUAGAGACAGUACACCAAGGAUUUACGAAGGCUACUAACUAGAAUCAUGUAUAUUUUUUUGUGUUCCAAAUUUUUAUUAUUAAAAUUAUUUUUAAUGUUCUUUCUCUCACUUA